Messenger RNA from Lottia gigantea (owl limpet), 2061 nucleotides. RefSeq lists its product as hypothetical. The record is from RefSeq and is a predicted model, not a curated record. The coding region runs from base 195 to 2036 and encodes 613 amino acids. Lineage: Eukaryota; Metazoa; Mollusca; Gastropoda; Lottiidae. The transcript is spliced from 2 exons. Gene Ontology annotation, biological process: proteasome-mediated ubiquitin-dependent protein catabolic process. Gene Ontology annotation, molecular function: protein binding; ubiquitin protein ligase activity.
AUUUGUUUAUAAACUUUGCAAGUUACAUUUUACUGCGAUGUCUGUUAGCUAAAAGCGAACGUUAUCCACUAACUACCAGCAUUUUUGCAGACAGAGCCCAGCACUGUAACCUCUUACAUACUGCUAACCUAAUGAAGUCAUGCAUUCAAAGAUAAGUCAUUGAGGCUUCAAUCCAGGUCAGGCUGCAGUUGAAGAUGGCAGGUCGUGGGCGUUUGCCACAGACAUCAAGACGUAAAAGACCCCAUCCACCAGUAUUCGGUGGUACAAGUAGUAGCUUCAAAGAUAAAGACAAUGACUAUGCAUGCCCUAUAUGUUUUGAGAUCAUAGAUGAAGCACAUAUGACGAAAUGUGGCCAUUCCUUUUGUUUUCGAUGCAUAAAACAGAGUUUGGAGAGAAGUAAUAGAUGUCCAAAAUGUUAUCGUUCAAUAGAAAAUCCUGCUCAAAUAUUCCCAAAUUUCACAUUAAAUGAUAUGAUACUGAAGUAUAAAGAAGACAAGUCUGCUGGUAAAAGAAAUAAGUGUGAACAGUCCACAUCCAAAGCGCAAGAAGAAGUGGGUAUUGGAGAUGUGAAUAACCUCUUGGAUCUUCUAGUACAGAAAAAACACAAGUUGGAAGCGGAUGGCAAAGUGGUAGAGACUUUUAUUUUGAAAGAAUUUCUGCAACAAAUUAAAGAACGAAAGGAAAUGAAGUUAAAGCAGAUAAAAAGUGAAAUAGAAGUUUUAGAAAGUGACAUUACCAAGGUGGAUGAUGAUAUAAGUGAAUAUAACCAGAAAUACUGCCCUGAUCAUCUAGUACCAAGUGGUUUUGAUGUUGGCCGAGUUUUUGCAGAAGCAUCAGACUCCACAGAAACAAAUCAAGAUGGCUUCAAUGGAAGUAAAAAUGUAGAUAAAGUCUUGCUUCAACCAUCGCUAGCCUCCCGAAGAAAGAAAUUAAGUGAUCAUUUUAAUGAUUUAGAACAAUGUUACUUCUCUGUUCGUGUAAAGGAGGUGACUGGAGUUGAUAACGGGAGUAACGCAGGGCUAGAAGAAUUUACAGAGAGUUUAUCAAAGUUUUUCAGAUUCUCUUCGUGCAGACCCUUAGCCACUUUAAAUUACUCUGUAGAUUUAUACGGUGCUUCUUGUAUUGUAUCCAGUAUAGAGUUCGAUCGAGACUGUGACUAUUUUGCUAUCGCUGGAGUUACAAAAAAAAUUAAGAUCUACGAAUAUGGUGUUGUCAUUAAGGAUGCUGUGGACAUUCAUUAUCCUAUGUUAGAAAUGAUGUGCAACUCCAAAAUCAGCUGUGUAACAUGGAGCACCUAUUAUAAGAAUGUAUUGGCCAGUUCAGACUAUGAAGGCACAGUUACUUUAUGGGAUGUCAAUACAAACAAAAAAACUAAAAAAUUUCAGGAACACGAGAAAAGAUGUUGGAGCGUCGAUUUUAAUGGAAUGGAUCCUAAAUUAAUAGCUUCUGCUUCAGAUGAUGCUAAAGUGAAACUAUGGUCAACGAAUAACGAACAUUCCAUCGCUAAUAUAGAAGCUAAUGCUAAUGUUUGUUGUGUUAAGUUUAACCCACAAAGCAGAUACCAUCUAGCCUUUGGUUCAGCAGAUCACAAUGUUCAUUAUUAUGAUUUACGAAAUACUAAACAGGCACUAGCAGUAUUUAGUGAACAUAAAAAAGCUGUUUCUUAUGUUAAAUUUCUGAACAGUACAGAAAUAGUUUCUGCUUCAACAGACAGCCAGUUAAAAUUAUGGGAUAUAUCUCAUUCCUUUUCUAAAAGGACAUUUGAAGGGCAUACGAAUGAGAAGAAUUUUGUUGGAUUGGCUACAGAUGGGGACUAUAUAACUUGUGGUAGUGAAAACCAUGCGCUAUAUUUCUAUUACAAGGGUUUAGCUAAAGAAUUAAUGACAUUUAAAUUUGAUUCCAAUUUACUAGAAAAAGAUAGCAGAAAACCAGAAGAUCACAAAGAGUUUGUUAGUGCUGUAACAUGGAAACCAAACUCUAAUGUGGUAGUAGCUGCUAAUAGCCAGGGCACUGUAAAGGUGAUUGAAUUGGUUUAAAAAUAGAAACAAUCAAUCAACAAUC